This is a messenger RNA of Mytilinidion resinicola, 1579 nucleotides long. Its product is annotated as phosphatases II. Gene Ontology annotation, biological process: negative regulation of protein binding; dephosphorylation; regulation of ERK1 and ERK2 cascade. Gene Ontology annotation, molecular function: F-box domain binding; phosphatase activity. The transcript has a single exon. Lineage: Eukaryota; Fungi; Ascomycota; Dothideomycetes; Mytilinidiales; Mytilinidiaceae. Bases 271 to 1233 code for a protein of 320 amino acids. The record is from RefSeq and is a predicted model, not a curated record. Gene Ontology annotation, cellular component: nucleoplasm; cytoplasm.
CGCACUCCUUUCCCUCUUUAUUGUACCUCCAACCUCACCUUCACGCUGCAGUUAGACCAAUCCUAUAUAGCACCAUCAGCCUCACCUGGCCUUGUCCCAGUUGGGCUUUGUUGCCUGGAGCAUGAGGAUGCCUUGACCGUCUCUCGCGACUACCACUCUAUCGUCCCUUGACGGGCACGACGGCGACUCGCUCCUUGCCCCAGCUCUCAUCUACUUAAGCAGCACGCGUCUCGACGACAAAUCUACCACUUUCUCUUCAGCCGGUCCACUAUGAUGCAAGCUGUUCACGAAGAAGCUACCAUGUCCGACCGGAGUUUACUUCAUAGACGGCACCACGAAUAUGUCUAUCGACUCCCCACCCCUCCUCGAAUUGUCAUUCCUCCUCCCACCCUCGCCAAUGAGCUCCCUGAGGUCGAGAUCGAUCGUCCCUCCCAGCGAAGUGCUGGCGACGUCGAUGUUAGCUUCCUCAACAGCGUCGACUUCAGCAGCGUCGUGUCGCGGAAUUCACUGAUAGACUGGUCUUAUGAACGCCGUCGGCAAGCACAGAUGGUGCUGCCGUUCAUCUUCCUUGGACCAAUGGUUGCCGCGAAGGAUAUGACGUUUCUGCAAAACGAGGGAAUCACAAUGAUAUUGGCAAUCCGGCCGAGAGCUACGGGUAUGGUUGGCGCUUUCAAAGCUGCCGAAGAAGCUGGGAUUCAUACUGCAACGCUGGAGGUUCCCGAUUACCAUACUCUCAUAUCUACUUUCCCGCGCGCUACGCGACUCAUCAACGAACAUCUCUCCUCCAUAUUCACUUCAGAUCAGAGUAACCCAAGACUAGGCAAAGUCUUUGUCUUCUGCGAAUCUGGAAAUGAAAAAUCCGCGGCCAUCGUUGCGGCGUACCUGAUGGAGAUGCUAGGCAAUAUCGAUUACAUUAAAGCCAUCCAGAUAUGCCAAGCGCAACGCUUUUGCGUAAACUUCGAUGAUACCCUCAAGAACCUUUUGCAGUCGUACUGGGAUAUUCUGCUCGCCCAAAGGUCGGUUGCUAAGGCCAGCUACGGUCUUUUAGAGCCGGAAGUUUUCCGAGGACAGGUUGCUGAGAGCAUUGCGGGAGACAGAAGCGGCAGCAUCCGACACAAAAGGAGCCUUGACGAUUCUUACGAUGAUGACAUGGAGAUGGAAGAUGCGGAAUGGUCUUCUGACGAUGCGAGGUUUCGUGCAAGGGAAGCUGCACCCUUUCAAGACGUGCGAUAGCGGCCCUAUCGUGAUCUCUAGAAGUUUGGAAGGCUGCUGAGCAUGAAAAACAUGAUACCCUUGCAUUUUAUGAUUGGCGCUAGAAGCGUGGCGUUGGGGCGUUUUGAUGUUAUAAUGGAUGGCAUCUGGGAAGACUUUGAUCUAGGCGGGCUACAUGGGCAGAAUCACUGCAGUAGGUAGCAACAUCUCUUGCUGUCGUUACGCUUCACGCGCCGGAGGCGCUUUGGUGCUUCAUCAACUGGCGAAUGCUUCACUGGAUGGGGGCUGUUUUCUAGCUAGAAGACAGGUGCUCGCGGAGGCACCCUAGGACGACAAGAUGCCUAUCAACGGGCCAUUUCUCAUUAAA